AUAUUAGAGAGGUUACCCUCGUAAAUUACACGCUAACCCCUCUCUCUCUCUCUCCCCACGAUCAUCGUUCACUUUUCUGUCCAAAUUGGGCGGCGCCGGCGAACCACCGGACCCGGAGAAUCACUCCAAAUUAGCUUCUGAUUCAUGCUUCUUUCUCUUACAGUACUCUCCUCCUUCGAAUUUGAUUCCCUUACAGCUUGGCUAGUCACUCUAGAAUUUAAGGUUUAAAGGUUUCUUUUUUCACUGACUCAAUUCAAGACAACCAAAUGCCGGUCAAGAAGGAUGUUUGCCGGAAUUUUCAGCGCGGCAGCUGUCAAUAUGGGCAACGGUGUAAAUUUCUUCAUGUGACUUCAUCACAACAACAACAGAGACCCAAUAAUGUUUUCUCAUAUCAACAGCAGCAGCAACAGCAGAAGCCCAGCAAUCCCUAUGGUUUUGGUGUUCAAAACAAUCCUCAACCAAAAGGGGCAGGAGAUUUUGGUUCCAAGCCCAACCAACAUAAGCCAUUCCAAAACUCGUGGACUCGUUCUUCUUCCACGCCCAAUGCCAAUAAUACAUCUGAAAGUCAGAGCCAGACUACCAAUCAUAAGUGUACAGAUCGCGAAUCUUGCAGACGCGUAGCUGUUGAGGAUUUUCAGCAUGAAAGACCCCUUUGGAGACUUACGUGCUAUGGUCACUGGAAAAAUGCUCCUUGUGACAUUGUUGGUGACAUUAGCUAUGAAGAAUUGAGGAUGGCUGCAUAUGAUGAUGCUAAGCGUGGAUUGAGUUUGCAGACUAUAGUUGAUAGAGAACGGAAUUUAGUGAACUCUAAGGUGAUAGAGUUUGAAAACCUUUGCAAGUCUGGUCCAGUUCCCCAAAAUUCAACUCCUGCUAAUCAAACUUUUCCUGGAACUGCUCCAAAUGCAUUUGCACAAAGUGCUCAAGCUCCAAAUGCAUUUGCACAAAGUGCUCAAGCUCCAAAUGCAUUUGCACAAAGUGCUCAAGCUCCAAAUGCAUUUGCACAAAGUGCUCAAGCUCCAAAUGCUUUUGCACAAAGUGCUCAAGCUCCAAAUGCUUUUGCACAAAGUGCUCAAGCUCCAAAUGCUUUUGCACAAAGUGCUCAAGCUCCAAAUGCUUUUGCACAAAAUGCUCAAGCUCCAAAUGCAUUUGCACAAAAUGCUCAAGUUCCAAAUGCAUUUGCACAAAAAGCCCAAGGUCCAAAUGCAUUUUCACAAAACGCUCAAGUUCCAAAUGCAUUUGCACAAAACGCUCAAGUUCCAAAUGCAUUUUCACAAAACGCUCAAGUUCCAAAUGCAUUUGCACAAAAUGCUCAAGGUCCAAAUGCAUUUUCACAAAAUGCUCAAAAUGGUGCCCCUACUUCAGUUUCAAGCUUUAGUCAACUGGGAGCAUCACUCAAUGGGCAGAGGCCUUCUGCACCUUUAAGCAAUGCUUUUAGUCAGAAAAAUUCUUUUGGAGUUUCUAGCCAGACUUCAAGUGCAUUUGGAACUAGUAAUUUGUCAUCUCAAAGUCAAGGAAGCCCUUUCGCUACUGCUCCCUUCAGCAAUACUAGCUUCACGAGCAACCCAAUAACCACAUCUACAGGAUCCAAUGGACCAAGUAGUACAGGGUUUCAGCAGGCGAAUUCCACACAAAGCGAUGUUCCAUCUAGUGUGGAUGCAAGUGUAUGGUUGAAAAACAGUUGGGCUCCUGGAGAGAUUCCCGAAGAAGCGCCUCCUGAUACAUUCUGUUGUUGAAGGAUCAGAGUUCCAAUGUCUACUGUUUCAAGAGAACAUUUCUCAUGAGCUGUGCAAUUUUUUCGGUUAGUACAUCAAGCUCGCAAGACCACCGCUACUGACAAUAAAAAUGCAGAACAAUGCACAUAUUUCUCGCCUAUCAUCUCCAACUGGGAACAUACUUCAAAGAAGAUGGUAUUAGCCUAGGAUUUAAGAACACGGGUUAUUCUCCUGUUUAAAGGUAAUCCUUAGGAUUUGAAUUGUGGAAUAAGUAGGUUUCAUGUUUUCUGGUGAGAAUUCUGUAAAACUAAGUUUUGGAUUCAUGUUUACAUAUAGUUACAUUGUACUAAAUGAAAUAUAAAGAAUAUUAUUGAUUGAAUCACAUAACACAUUCCUUGAGGGUGGAGGGUAAUCCUUGUUCUUAUGUCCAAUUCAAAAUUUCAUGUCAAGCUCAAAUUCUGCACACUUACUUUAAGAGUAAUAAAUAGUUCAUUUGUAAUGCA
Cannabis sativa is the source of this 2215-nucleotide messenger RNA. RefSeq names its product zinc finger CCCH domain-containing protein 16. The record is from RefSeq and is a predicted model, not a curated record. Lineage: Eukaryota; Viridiplantae; Streptophyta; Magnoliopsida; Rosales; Cannabaceae. The transcript has 11 exons. Bases 267 to 1733 code for a protein of 488 amino acids. Gene Ontology annotation, molecular function: metal ion binding.